AAUGUCAGUACUAGCCCUUUAAAAAUCACAUUUCCGGAAUUUGGAUAGCCAAUCAAAGCGCCUAAUUUUCUGACGACUGCUCGGUUAGUUCUCUCUGGCUGUUUGUUGUUUCCGCGGCGACAUCAAUUUAGGAACCAACAUAAACCAUGGCAGAAGAUCACACGGGCAUGGAUCAGAGCAUGGAGAGUCAUACAGCUAAGAUCGAGGAUACCGAGAGGUCCAACACAGAGAAGAUGUCUAAACAGAAAGUGGAUCUUCAGUCUCUCCCAACACGGGCAUAUCUGGACCAGACUGUGGUGCCAGUCCUUCUACAGGGGCUCUCUGUGUUAGCCAAAGAACGGCCUCAUAAUCCCAUUGAAUUUCUAGCUGCACAUCUCCUCCAGAACAAGUCUCAAUAUGAGGACCGCAUCUAACACCUCUGAAGAAACUACACUGGUCGACUUAUCACCAGAGACAAGCUGUGUGUUUCAUUUAGCAUCUGAAUUGUAAAGUGUUUUUUUUUUCUUUUUUCUAUACUGUAUGUACCGGCUGGAGUAUACUGAUUUCUUAUUUUCUAUUAUACAUGUUUGUUGAACAAACACUAUUUUUGUUUCUGUAAUUGACUGUACAUGUUAGUGUGUUACUUCCCCACAUAUACCCAUUAAACAUCCAUGACUGAUAUCAAA
Messenger RNA from Salvelinus fontinalis (brook trout), 665 nucleotides. Its product is annotated as protein dpy-30 homolog. Gene Ontology annotation, cellular component: Set1C/COMPASS complex. NCBI's taxonomy places the organism in Eukaryota, Metazoa, Chordata, Actinopteri, Salmoniformes, Salmonidae. The transcript has 4 exons. The record is from RefSeq and is a predicted model, not a curated record. The coding region runs from base 147 to 413 and encodes 88 amino acids.